AUGGGCAUGGGAUUAGAUUCUACACGCAUGGAGGCACACCUUCCUGGAGAUAAGCUACAGCGCACCUGGUAUUUGCUCACGUCCUUUACGAAACGCCGUUCAGUUCGCUUAGUUGAACUCCAGUCCCUUAUUGGCACCCUUCAAUUCGCGUGUAAGGCAGUCGUCUUGGGGAGAACCUUUUUGCAGCGAAUGAUUAAUCUUACCAGGGGGCUUCCUAGCCGUUUUCACCAUAUACGGCUCAACAAGGAAUUUUUUAACGACCUUACCAUGUGGAAGGCUCUUCUCUCGGAUUGGAACGGGCGUUCCUUCUUCUUAGACACUACCGUAUCCACCCCCCCCCAGACUUGGAGCUAUACACUGACGCGGCCAGUUCGGUCGGGUUUGGG
Porites lobata is the source of this 386-nucleotide messenger RNA. The record is from the annotation of a GenBank genome assembly. Lineage: Eukaryota; Metazoa; Cnidaria; Anthozoa; Scleractinia; Poritidae.